This is a messenger RNA of Racocetra fulgida, 152 nucleotides long. NCBI's taxonomy places the organism in Eukaryota, Fungi, Glomeromycota, Glomeromycetes, Diversisporales, Gigasporaceae. The record is from the annotation of a GenBank genome assembly.
AUGAAGUUUAAUUCAGAAUUCAGAUUCGAUAUUGUUAAACUAUUAUCUUUAGAUAAUUGUGAUCUAAAGGACAUUGACAUAGAACGUUUCAUCAAUCUUAAAGAAUUAAAUAUUACUGAAUGCAGUAAUCUUGAUUUAUCAGAAAUUAUUGC